This is a messenger RNA of Gregarina niphandrodes, 2004 nucleotides long. Its product is annotated as VTC domain protein. The record is from RefSeq and is a predicted model, not a curated record. The coding region runs from base 1 to 2004 and encodes 667 amino acids. The transcript is spliced from 2 exons. Lineage: Eukaryota; Apicomplexa; Conoidasida; Eugregarinorida; Gregarinidae.
AUGAAUAGCCGAUACAGGGUCAAUCUCAGAUUACUACAGGAAGCCGCCGAACAUGCGGCCGGCAAAGAAAAUAUACAAGUUCAAGUCCAAGAAUACAACCAACUUCUCAGAAAACAGAUCGACUUACUCAAUCAUUACUGUACCAUCAAAUAUGAAGAACUUCUCUUAGAAAUACAAAACGUUGCGAAACACAUCAGGAGAGUUACCCAAAUAGCAUCAGAAGGAAACGACUUAAUAUCGGAGAAAGAGUUGAGCAUUAUAUUAUUGUCGAGCGAGCGCCAGUUGACGGCCGCUGGAGAGGAUGUAGUGGCCUUAGAGCUUUGUAUCCGCGAGAAUUUUCAGUUGUUGAUCAAGUCUAUAAUCAAUUUUGACAACAUAGUGAUGACGUCAGCAGCUCCGUGGUUUAUAGCUCAGCUAACUCGGGAAGGAUUCGCAAAUGUUAACAGUGACCAGUUGUUGAUAGCGUUGUCGUUGUGUUGGGAGAAAUGGCGUUUGUUGGAAAGUCGUGACUGGAUGGACAAGAAUAACGAGAAUGCUUGGAAGCCCCCUGAAAGUUUUGUGCGGAACACAAUCAAGUACUGGAUUAGGCCGGACAAGGUAUGCAAGUGCAAGGCGUCGAUAGUCCGUUACCUGCCUUACUUGAUAUUUGGUCUGUCGAUAAAGGAGUUGAGCUACAUAUUGGAUCCCUACGAGAUUGAGUCGGAGAAGCCGAAACAAGAAGUGUGCGACAGUCAGCUUGUUAGUAGUGUGUACUUUGAUUCGGACAAAGGGUAUUCAUAUCAGCGGCGUAUUCAGCGGAUGGAGAAGGCUGAAUUGAUACGGUUCAGGUGGUACGGUGAAAAUGCGCAGACGGUUCAUGACAAAGCCAUUCCGAUAUUUGUUGAAAGAAAGACACAUCAUGAGUCAUGGUCUGGCCAAGACUCCGUAAAGGAAAGAUUCUCAUUACCGCAAAAGAAGAUAUAUGAUUAUAUUAGGGGACAGCUAGACCUGGACCAAUGGGUUCAGCACCUGGAUCCGGAGAGCAAGAAGACCAAAAAUAUUCUCAAGUUGGGUAAAGAGAUUAGCAAAUCGAUUCAACAGCGCGAUUUACAACCAAUGUUACGUACGUCUUACUUGAGAUCUGCCUUUCAAAGAUCUGACAGGAAUGAUAUCAGGUUCAGUCUGGAUACUAAUUUAUGCAUGGUGGAUGAGUAUAAUCCUGAGUUGUGGGAUAAAAUGGGACCAGUAGAUGAGGGUGAGGAAUUGCCUCCUAAGGGCGUUCCGUCUAAAGUCUCGGAUGAUGACUUUGAUGGACAUAAUCCGGGGGAUGGUCGUAAUCCGGGGGGUGACCGUAGAGCGGUCGUGGGCAACAUGGCGGAAAGAGGCCGUGGUGGCAAGUAUAGGCCAUGGUGCAAAACAGACCACGAGAUUCUGAGUGGCAAUCAAGUAGUCAGGUUCCCUUAUGCGGUAUUGGAAGUAAAAUUGCAAACUGAGCAGCCUCAAUGGGUGUCGAAGAUGUUGUAUGACUGUGGGGCAACUAUGGUCUAUAAGUUCAGCAAAUUCCAGCACGGGUUCGCCUUCUUGCAUAGGAACAUGCUUCCGCCCGAUGUGCCGUUGCCUCACUGGAUCGAAGACUUUGAGAAUCGCGGGUACGUGCAAGGCUUCCAACUGCCAAGUGUUGGCACUAACCAACUUAGCAUGAGCCAAGGACGAAGGGGCCUACUCAGUGGCACCAUACCCGGUGCCCUGAGGUUACGGGACGGCGGAAUGAAUGACAGCUUCUAUGUUAACACCGUCUAUUCCAGAGGUCGCAACGUCAAAAAAUACGACCCCAAGUCCAUCUUCGCUUGCGAACGAACUCUCAUGCACUAUUGCAGAAAGGCCCUCUUCGUCUUCGCCGCCGGACUCGCGGCUUUCCAAAAGGGCUGGAACGCCUCCGGCAUCGCAGCCAUCGUCUCCGGAAUGGCCUGCGUUAUCUACAGCUUCCUAGUCUACAAAACGAGAAUGCACAAAAUCGUCAAGUAA